AUGGACGCCAAGGCAACGGGUGAACCCGCAUUUACGAUUGGUAGCCCCCUAAGCUGGAGCCUGAAGCAAGUUUCUUUAGGCAGCACUGAACGAGCGAUAAAGAAGGUCAACAAUCACAACUUCGGAAAUCUCAACACCCACAGUUCGAGCUCCGCGGACUCAGAAAGCACUCGCCCGUACGAGGCUCUGUCCUACGUAUGGGCCUCUGAGAACAAGCCUCGGUCUAUUUCUAUAGACGGCUGCGACUUGCCAGUCGGGGAAAACCUUUACGCGGCGCUAUCACAUCUUCGAGAUCGCUCCAUUGAACGAACCAUAUGGAUAGACGCUAUUUGCAUCAACCAACGAUGCCUAAAGGAAAAGGGACAGCAAGUCCAGUCUAUGGCGAAGAUCUAUACCAAAGCAAGCCGUGUGAUUGUUUGGCUUGGAGGAGCGACACCCGACAGCGGUCAAGCACUCGAAGAAAUACGCAUAGCAGCAGAGCAGCGUACGAAGCCCUCACCUACGAAGCCCUCAAUUAACGAAAGUGCAAUCCUUAAACUGCUUGAGGGGCCAUGGUUUCAACGCAUCUGGGUACUUCAGGAAGUUGCCGCGGCCCGAAAUGUACUGAUCAAAUGUGGUCCCACCGAGAUUAGCGGAUAUGCGUUCUGUUCAGGCCUAAGCAAGUUGAACCUAUCCUAUGAAACCCGCCCGGACCUGUCGUCUCUGAUCCGUUCAGUAUCCUAUCUCAUAAGGGGUGCGGCCUUCCGGCCUAGAUGCGCAACUGGUCGGUCAGGCAGGUUUUCCCUGGGCAUAUGCCCUCUAGGUGAGCUGGUAGAUAUGUAUCACACUCGCAAAGCAACUGACCGCCGCGACAAGGUUUAUGCCUUGCUCGGCAUGAGCUCUGAUGAUACUAGCAUCGCAGGGUUAUCGGCCAACUAUGAGAUUUCAUGGGGACGACUAUUCCAGCAACUCAUCAACUUCUUCUCUAAACGAGUGUCUGUAGACACUUGGGAUGAUAAGGAGAUAGAGGUAAUCAGGGGCAAGGGUUGCGUUCUAGGCGAAGUGUCUUCAGUCGAAAUAGACACUGAUUGGGAAGACAGACAGCACGUGGGCAUUACAUGGAAGAAUGCUUCCCCUCCGGACGAUCUACAAGAUGCGAGCAGUGACACCAAGUCGAAGCCUUUACGAUUGAUAACAACCUUCCCACAUGAUUUCCUACUUGUCUGGAACUGGAAUAUGUAUCCAGGCGAGUCGCAGGAUGGGGAAGACUACGAACACUUCAUGGGUACCCUAGUUUCGAAGUGCUCAAAUACAGAGCUGGAAUAUUGUCUGGAUAAAGUGACCAGAUUAUGGAAUACUGGAGUGGCACUACAAGACAUGGGAAAAGAUGAGGCAGGGGAAAAUCUCCGAAAAGCAAUGGAGAUUAUUGAGAGACAAUUGACAACAAUGGGUGCCCUAGACUUCGCUUGCCCAGGUCCCGACCAUUCGAUAAGAGGAGAUAUGGACAAGCUAAAAGGAAUGGUAGAUUUACUUAUCAAGGACAAGGGCGGAUGGAGACCGCUGGGGUUGGCGGCAGGGAAUGGGCGUGAGGCAAUGGUCAAGCUGCUGCUCCAUACUGCCAAAGUCGACCCAGACGUCAAGGAUAAGGAUGGACGGACGCCGUUAUGGCAGGCGGCAGAGAAGGGGCACGAGACAAUCGUCAAGCUGCUGCUCGAUAUUGGCAAAGUCGAACUAGACGCCAAGGAUGCAAACCGUGGUGUUAAGGUGGGGUAG
Fusarium poae is the source of this 1752-nucleotide messenger RNA. RefSeq lists its product as uncharacterized. Gene Ontology annotation, molecular function: protein binding. The record is from RefSeq and is a predicted model, not a curated record. The transcript has 4 exons. Bases 1 to 1752 code for a protein of 583 amino acids. Lineage: Eukaryota; Fungi; Ascomycota; Sordariomycetes; Hypocreales; Nectriaceae.